AUGAGUGAUAGUGAGGACCAACACUUGGGAGAGCAUGAAGAGCAUGAAAUUGAAUUGGCUGAUAUUGACAGAGAGCAGCUAACUGGAGGACAAGAAAACAGUGUACAAAGAGACCCGGUGCUUAUCGGCAAUAGUAAUAGUUACAAUAAUUGUGAAGGAUCUAGUUCAGAUGCGUCCUCACCACGGCAGUACAGCGUUAUGGAACGAUUGAAAAGCACAGCAAAACACACGAUGAAAUUUACAUUUAACAAUGCUCCUUUACUCAGGUUCUUCAACAGGUCAAACAGAUACAACAGAUUAGCUCAAGAUGGACGAGUAAUAGGCGAGUCGAACGAUGGAGUGUUUAGUAAUCUGGCAGCGAAGCCGACUGUUCAAGAAGUUACAGAUAAUGUUGAGGAACUUCCAAGCUAUGACGAGGCAGUUGAAGAUCCUGCACCUCCAUAUUGGGAGUCUAGUAUAAUGGCAGGUUACGAGGAUGAGAUUUUUGUGGAUGGAUUACCUGUUGGCAACCUAGUGAGUUUCUUCUGGAAUAUGAUGGUGUCUGUGUGUUUCCAAUUUGUUGGUUUUGUGAUCACAUAUCUUUUACAUACAUCUCAUUCGGCCAAGAAUGGAUCUCAAGCUGGUUUGGGUGUCACGUUGAUAACAUUUGGAUGGACUAUGCUUCCUUAUAAUGAAGGUGAUGCUUUUUCAAAAGGUGGUAAAGGACAAAGAUUUGAGCCUGCAGAUCCUAGCUCUGUAGAUAUUGACGAUUCAAUGACUUUGAAGGGUUCAUUGGACAAUUUCGAGUCUAAUCUACCUUCCACAACUGAGGCGGCAGCGGCGGCUUCUCAGGUGUCUAGCCGUUCAAUGCUUUCUCAAGAUUCUUUAUUCUCUUACAGCUUGAUUGUCAUGGGUACUGUGAUAAUCAUUAAAGCUGUGUAUGACUACUACAAAGUUAGAAGAAAGGAAGGAAGAUUACUAAGAGAACUGCCUGUAUAA
This is a messenger RNA of Brettanomyces nanus, 978 nucleotides long. RefSeq lists its product as uncharacterized. The record is from RefSeq and is a predicted model, not a curated record. Lineage: Eukaryota; Fungi; Ascomycota; Pichiomycetes; Pichiales; Pichiaceae. Gene Ontology annotation, cellular component: Golgi apparatus; endoplasmic reticulum; perinuclear region of cytoplasm. Gene Ontology annotation, biological process: positive regulation of protein ubiquitination; metal ion transport; vacuolar transport. Bases 1 to 978 code for a protein of 325 amino acids. The transcript has a single exon.